Messenger RNA from Podospora pseudocomata, 3945 nucleotides. It is a transcript of the gene ACH1, whose product is annotated as acetyl-CoA hydrolase. The transcript has 3 exons. Gene Ontology annotation, molecular function: acetyl-CoA hydrolase activity; acetate CoA-transferase activity. Gene Ontology annotation, cellular component: mitochondrion. NCBI's taxonomy places the organism in Eukaryota, Fungi, Ascomycota, Sordariomycetes, Sordariales, Podosporaceae. Bases 2365 to 3945 code for a protein of 526 amino acids. Gene Ontology annotation, biological process: acetate metabolic process. The record is from RefSeq and is a predicted model, not a curated record.
AUUGGAUGAUUGAUCGAUGGUAGGACGUUCUGUUUAGGAAGGAGCCGAGAAGUGGCGGGGAAGUGCCGCAAGAGCACAGAUGCCCAGGCGUCCCUCCCCGCUCUUUUGAAGCCAAGAUUGCGGGAGCCAAAUCCCCGCCGCAUAAAACCGUUCAAAUUGUGGGCGGUGUGGGGUAGGCCGUCCUCGAGUCUGACCAAUCAGACACGUUGCUUCACGCGUCAUGUAACGUUCCCUCGACUGACACGCCCAAGUGCCGUCCACCGACUCCCACCAAACGAGCUAUCUCAACUCCCGACUUUUGACCGCUCCAGCCUCCCAGUGCCUCCAUCAUGAUCGUUAUCGCUCCCGGUCCCUAUCCUCAUCUCGGAUCUACCUACCUCACUGCGCCCGCAACCCGACAACGAGCCAUUCCUACCCCGCGAUACAUCGACCCUCCGUCCACUGAACUUCGGAUUCGAACAGUAGCCAAACAGACGAGCAUACAAACGCCCUGUAGAUGGAUCCAACCACCAGGUGCGAUACGGAAUACAUGGAUGCGAUGUUACACCUCGUAGACAAGCUGGAAUGUUGGGCAGUGGGUGGCAGGGCUGCGAUUGGCAUCACUGUUUUGACGAGAGACCGCGGUGAUACUGUCGACUCGGGCGUAACCCUCACCCAACACCGAUAAUUGUCCUGGGCAAAAGGACCAACAUGUGCAACAAGUCCAUACCACCAACAGCCUAUAUAAGGUAUCUCGACUAGAUCGCAAACUGGAGCAAGGUCCUUCCGCGCACCACGAUAAUAAGCGUCAUAAUAUGCUUUCCUCGAUUGAUGACUGCAUGUAGCAAGGACAGCCCCAAGGCUCGGGAAACAAUAUCCAUUUGUAAUCUUUGCAGCCAUAAAGCAUAGCAGUCACACGGCGGUGUCGCCUUGUACAACCCGGCCUCUCGGCACUCCGAACAACCCAAAGCUCCGGAGCAGCCGGCAAGACGUCAUGGCCGGUUGACGGGCCCGCCAACUAGACCAAACCACCGGUGACCGGCGACUACCCUCGUGGCGAGAGUUAGUCUGGAAGCCCAGUGUCCCGACUCCGGCAGCUUCCAGAAUUAGCGCAUCCAUGGCUCCCGUCGUGGGGGUCAGCGGUGUCAGGCACAGCCGGGUUACCGUUCAUAAAAUGGUCUUCAACCCCAGAUUUUCAGAUUUGCUUGCCCAUGGGGAAGUGGCCCUGUUCAUCAUCAAAAUGAUCCAUCUUGAUGCCUUUUCUGUCCACCUUUGCACCGUCUCUACCAUGCACAACGCCCAUCGCUGGGGACACAUCGACAGGUGCGCCCACGGGAGCCGGUGGGCCGCACCAUAGGGUGGAGCUCUUCUCUCGACGAUGGCGUGGCUCGAUGCCGGUUUGAGCUUGGCGCAACACACUGCCGGGAGCAGCCUCCUUCUUUCCGCUGAGGGCGACGCAAAUAGCCGUGGGCGCGAGGACUCGACAGUCAAUCAGAGGUCGGAGAAGUAUUCAGGCGGUUGUCUCGGAUAUCAUCGUGGAUAUUCCCUCUGGAAUAAUACAUUGGGGGUUGCUUGUUCGCUGAGUCAAGCCGGGGCAUAGCCGAGCUUAAUACCCUGGCUGCGGCUCAACGGAGCUCUGGGAUCCCAAGGACAGACGGAAGCGCCCGCAGAGACCGGUGCUGGGCUGCUGUGUCUGGGCGCUGAAUGCCUGCCGCGCCCGUUUGCUGCUUCCUGAUUGGUCAUCCCCCUCCGUUCCCCCGAUGACAUCACAGACGAGCAGAUCUAGAGGAAAAGAUGGGGGGCUGUUUGCAAAAGUGGUAGUCUCGAGCAAACAGAUGAGGAAAAAGAACAAUUCGAUUACUGGAGAGAAAUGAGCCGGCUCCACUGCUUCCAACAAUCAGAACACGGAAUCAAUGGCAGUUUUGGAAGGAUGGGGGAGAGGUGGCAAGUGAGAGAGGUGAAUGGGAUGAGAUGCGGGGCUCUCGAGUUUUGAAGGCUUCCGCGCCCGCCGGCGGCCCGCCCAGACAGCGCGGCAUGGAGACCCUGAACCGGGAUGAACCUGUUGGGCAACUGAUGAUGUAGAGUAAUUAAAGUGGGCAGACUGCCGCUCCUCCUGUCUGCGCGAGUUUGUGUCGAGGGAACUAAUUCUGCUCUGCAUCUCUGGUGAUUUUCCUGCGGCUUUUCUCUGUUCUCUUUUCUUCCUUCGGUCGUCUUUCUGUGUCCGACUGCCACCUCCUUCACCACAACCCGCCUCAUCACCAUCACGUCAGAACUGCCCUGACCGGCCAGCCAUUGCGGACAGCUUCGUCGUUCUGAGCAGCCCCACUCUCUUUUCCCGGUCGUUUUCAGUCUUUUUUUCUCUCACACACAGCCCAACUGCUCAAAAUGGCGUCCAGAGUAGCUUCGGCUGCGCUCAAGGCGCGCGUCCAUCGCCCGUCAAUGCUCAACAAGCUGUGCCAGCCCGAAGACCUCUUGCACCACUUCCCCAAUGGCUCCUACAUUGGCUGGUCUGGCUUCACCGGUGUCGGCUACCCCAAGAAGAUUCCCGUUUUCCUCGCCGACCAUGUCGAGAAGAACAACCUCCAAGGACAGCUCAAGUACAGCCUCUUCGUCGGCGCCUCGUCCGGUGCCGAGACCGAGAACCGCUGGGCUGCCCUCGACAUGAUCGAGAGACGGUCUCCUCACCAGGUCGGCAAGGAUAUCGCCAAGGGCAUCAACGAGGGCCGCAUCAACUUCUUCGACAAGCAUCUGUCCAUGUUCCCCGUCGACCUUGUAUAUGGCUACUACACCAAGGACAAGCCAAAUGGCAAGCUCGAUGUGGCGGUUGUUGAGGCUUCUGAGAUCAAGGAGGAUGGCAGCAUCGUCCCCGGUGCUUCCGUCGGUGCCACUCCCGAGCUGAUCCAGAUGGCUGACAAGAUCAUUAUUGAGGUCAACACCUCGCUCCCGAGCUUCGAUGGCCUGCACGACAUCACCAUGACCGAUCUUCCUCCCCGCCGCAAGCCCUACCUGAUCACCCAGGUCGAGGACCGCAUUGGUACCAACUCGAUCCCCAUCGACCCCGAGAAGGUUGUUGGUAUCGUCGAGUCCGACUACCAGGAUCAGACCUCCCCCAACACCCCUGCCGAUGAGGGCUCGCAGCAGAUUGCCGGCCACUUGAUCGAGUUCUUUGAGCACGAGGUGAAGCACGGCCGUCUUCCCAAGAACCUCCUUCCUCUCCAGUCCGGUAUUGGCAACAUCGCCAAUGCCGUCAUUGGUGGUCUGGACAACUCCAACUUCCGCAACCUCAAGGUGUGGACCGAGGUCAUCCAGGAUACCUUCCUUGAUCUUUUCGACUCUGGCCGCCUCGACUUCGCCACCGCUACCUCUGUCCGCUUCUCUCCCGACGGCUUCAAGCGCUUCUACAAGAACUGGGAGUCGUACAAGGACAAGCUCCUCCUCCGCUCUCAGCAGGUGUCCAACUCCCCCGAGAUCAUCCGUCGCCUUGGUGUCAUCGGCAUGAACACCCCCGUCGAGGUUGACAUUUACGCUCACGCCAACUCGACCUGCGUCAUGGGCUCCCGCAUGCUCAACGGUCUCGGUGGCUCGGCUGAUUUCUUGAGAAACGCCAAGUACUCCAUCAUGCACACUCCCUCGACUCGUCCCUCCAAGACGGACCCCCACGGUGUCUCGUGCAUUGUCCCCAUGUGCACUCACAUUGAUCAGACUGAGCACGACUUGGACAUUGUGGUUACCGAAGUUGGUCUUGCCGACGUUCGCGGUCUGGCUCCCCGCGAGAGAGCCCGCGUGAUCAUUGACAAGUGCGCCCACGAUGUGUACAAGCCUAUCCUCAAGGCUUACUUCGAGAAGGCCGAGUUUGAGUGCCUGCGUAAGGGUAUGGGCCACGAGCCUCACCUGCUCUUCAACAGCUUCGACAUGCACAAGGCCCUGUUGGAGGAGGGCAGCAUGCGCAAGGUCAAGCCUUGGUAA